GGAGGGUCAGGCUCUGAGGCCAGAGCGGGUGCGCACUGGGCGGGGGCCACCACAGCGCAGCAGAGAUGUGACACGCCGGAGGGCUAUUGGAAACAUCAGGGCUACCGGACCAAGGAGGUCUCGGUAUAGCAGGGUGCCAGGAGCCUCCUAGGGUCCUUGACCAGCUUGCCAGCCUGUGGGGAGACAACUUUGCACCUGAUCAGCCCUUGCCUUCCCCCAUCUUUAGAGAAAGUGGGUUUGAGAUGCCUCUGAUUUGCUGAGCAGUGAGAGGGUACACGGCGGUAGAGGUUUUCUGGAAUGUUCAUGCUGUCAGAGAGAAAGAUGAGAACCCAGCAAGCGCUUGCCUUCCUCCUGCUCUUCAUGAUUGCCUCUGGGGCUUCUGAAAACUCCAGCACUUCCCGGGGCUGUGGACUGGACCUCCUCCCUCAGUAUGUGUCACUGUGUGACCUGGACACCAUCUGGGGCAUCGUGGUAGAGGCGGUGGCAGGGGCUGGUGCCCUGAUCACACUGCUUUUGAUGCUCAUCCUCCUGGUGCGGCUACCAUUCAUCAAGGAUAAGGAGAAGAAGGACCCUCUGGGUCUCCACUUCCUAUUUCUCCUAGGGACCCUGGGCCUCUUCGGGCUGACCUUUGCCUUCAUCAUCCGGGAGAAUGAGACUAUCUGCUCAGUUCGGCGUUUCCUCUGGGGCAUUCUCUUUGCACUCUGUUUCUCCUGCCUGCUGAGCCAGGCCUGGCGUGUUCGGAACCUAGUGCGGCAGGGCAGGAGCCCCUCCGGCUGGCAUCUGGUGGGUGGGGCGCUGUGCCUGACACUGGUUCAAGUCAUCAUUGCUGUAGAGUGGCUGGUGCUGACUGUGCUGCGUGACUCGAAGCCGGCCUGCGCUUAUGAGCCAAUGGACUUCACUAUGGCCCUCAUUUACGACAUGGUACUGCUUGUGGGCGCCCUGGGACUGGCCCUUUUCACGCUGUGCGGCAAGUUCAAGAAGUGGAAGCAGAAUGGAGCCUGCAUCCUCCUCACAGCCUUUUUCUCUGUGCUCAUCUGGGUGGCCUGGAUGACCAUGUACCUCUUUGGCAAUUCGGAGCUGCGGCAAGCAGAUGCCUGGGAUGACCCCACCUUGGCCAUCACACUGGUGGCCAGUGGCUGGGUGUUCAUCAUCUUUCACUCCAUUCCUGAAAUCCACUGUACUAUCCUGCCCUCCCCUCAGGAAAACACCCCUAACUACUUUGACACGUCCCAGCCAAGGAUGCAGGAGACGGCCUUUGAUGAGGAUGUGCAGCUACCGCGAACCUACAUGGAGAACAAAGCCUUCUCCAUGGAUGAACACAAUGCAGCUCUCCGGACAGCAGGAUUUCGCAAUGGCAGUUUAGGAAACAGACCCAGUGCUCCGUUUAGAAGCAAUGUGUAUCAGCCAACUGAGAUGGCGGUUGUGCUCAAUGGAGGGACUAUCCCAACUGCUCCACCAAGUUACACUGGAAGACACUUCUGGUAAAAGACAAAGUUCCAGAGAACUCUUACCGAUUUUAUUUCCUGGAUGUGUCUUUCUUGAGGGAAAAAUCAGUAAUAGUAGCCGAAUAAGGCUG
This is a messenger RNA of Phyllostomus hastatus (greater spear-nosed bat), 1576 nucleotides long. It is a transcript of the gene GPRC5B, whose product is annotated as G protein-coupled receptor class C group 5 member B. The transcript is spliced from 6 exons. Bases 298 to 1485 code for a protein of 395 amino acids. Gene Ontology annotation, cellular component: intracellular membrane-bounded organelle; plasma membrane; extracellular exosome. Gene Ontology annotation, biological process: G protein-coupled receptor signaling pathway. NCBI's taxonomy places the organism in Eukaryota, Metazoa, Chordata, Mammalia, Chiroptera, Phyllostomidae. The record is from RefSeq and is a predicted model, not a curated record. Gene Ontology annotation, molecular function: G protein-coupled receptor activity; protein kinase activator activity; protein kinase binding.